This is a messenger RNA of Symbiodinium necroappetens, 243 nucleotides long. The record is from the annotation of a GenBank genome assembly. NCBI's taxonomy places the organism in Eukaryota, Dinophyceae, Suessiales, Symbiodiniaceae.
GCGCUCUCCGCGGAAGAUGGGGCUGUGUACUACCACAACCUUGUCUCAGGCACUACGCAGUGGGAGGUGCCGGCGCAGGAUGCGGCGGUAUGUGCAGGGUGGAGGCUCUUCCAAGCAGACGACGGAGGGUGGUUCUACCACAAUCCCUACGAUGGCCACGGCAUUUGGUGGCCGGAGCUUCCGACGUAUCCGGCAGCCCCUGACUCCCUCGACAGCCUGCGCAAGGACGUCUCAGAGGAUUGA